Messenger RNA from Branchiostoma belcheri (Belcher's lancelet), 1731 nucleotides. RefSeq lists its product as uncharacterized. Lineage: Eukaryota; Metazoa; Chordata; Leptocardii; Amphioxiformes; Branchiostomatidae. The transcript has 2 exons. The record is from RefSeq and is a predicted model, not a curated record. Bases 1 to 1731 code for a protein of 576 amino acids. Gene Ontology annotation, biological process: negative regulation of translation; protein polyubiquitination; proteasome-mediated ubiquitin-dependent protein catabolic process. Gene Ontology annotation, molecular function: protein binding; ubiquitin protein ligase activity; translation repressor activity.
AUGGCUGAAAACCUGCCCUCCAACUCCGUUCCAAAAGCAAUGGUCGUCAGAAACGAAUUCUUCAACGAAGGUAUAGCAAAACCAGACACAGGAACUGUGCCAUCCACGUUCAGGCAAGCUGCCGAAGGUGCCAGUCUCCACAACUCUGGUCGAUGUGAGGAAAAUAAAGACAAUGAUGAUGAACAUCUGUCUGACACCAGCGAUGCUGCUGCUGAGAACAGUCAGACAAUCGAUAUCGGCCCUGGUGAGUUCGAUACCUACGCCAUUGCAUACAUAUGCAAAGAACAGGCUAUUCGCAUGAAGAAAGCCGUGGAAGAGACAAAAAACAAACCUUUUCAGGCAACUAAAACGGCGCCCGACAAGAGCAAUGACGACAUCCACUUGGAAACUUCAACUUUCAAGGCAAAUGACAGUAACGUGCACACACAAGCCAGGAAUCCGAACCCGAUGUACACACAAAACAUGAACCCUCAACAGAUGGAUGCCGAAAACGACGUUAACCCCAAUCCGAUGUACCUGCAAAGCACCAUGGAGCCAAUCGCCAGCCCUGGACCCGCCAGGAAUCCAAACCCGAUGUACACACAUAACGCUACAAACACUUCUCCGACGCACUCCAGAAACGACGUUAACCCCAAUCCGAUGUACCUGCAAAGCAGCCCUGGACCCACCUUCAAGUCAAAUAAGAGUGAUGACAAUCCCUGCACUCAGACAUCAGCUGAUACACAUCAGCAAGUUUUCUCCAGGCCGGCGACUAACAACGAUGACAACCAUUGCCCUCAACCAUAUGCUGUAACACGCUGCCAACCAGAUGCAUUUACACAUCAUGAACAUGAUAUUGCUGUUGAAUACGAAGAAGAUGAAACAUUCGGUUGUGACGUAAAGCAAGAGAAGAUCACGUUUGGCGGGUACGGAACAGAACUUGGACAAUUCCGAAGUAUCUCCGGAGUUGCCGUGUCUGCUGACAAUGAGAUAUUUGUGACUGAUCGUGACAACAAACGAGUCCAGGUUUUCAGUACUAGUAUAGAUGGAACCUUACUCCGCUUCUUUCCAGCGGUACUGCCGGGUGAAAGUAACACAAUGCUCGAAGCUCGUGGUGUUGCUUUGGAUGUGGCGCCUGGCUACCUGUGGGUACUGGUAAGCAGAACUGAACAAAAUAAAUGGUUCUUUAGCUUUGUCAAUAAAGAGUAUGUCGUACAGUACAGUAAGAACGGACAGCCCAUCAAAAAGUUUGACGUAAGCCUCAAGGGCGUCUAUCCUGUUAUCGCGAUGGACGUGCGCAACAAUAAAAUUAUCGUGGGAGACAGAAAAACAAUUAUGGUGUUUGAUCCAAACGGCUCUCGCCUUUGGAGUUCAGUGCCUACGGAAUACCAGAUCUCGGGAGUCACAUCGGACAAGGAGGGAAAUGUCCUGCUGACUGAUGGGUAUAAAACCAUCCAGAAGUACAAUUCCUCCGGAGUAAAGAUAUUUGAAUUCGGCACCCGUGGAAAGGGGGAGGGGCAACUGUACUCUCCCAGAGGUAUUUUUCUGGACACCUCUGGUCGCAUCAUUGUGGCGAACGAAUACAACCAUCGGGUAGACAUGUUCACAGGCCAGGGCGAGUUUGUCCGCACCAUCGUGGACAUUAACAUGCCGUGGCGUAUCGCUAUGGGACCAUGUGGAGAGUUGGUGGUGACUAGCCAGACAAACACACACGCUGUAACUAUCUUCCCAUGGCACAUGGUGCUUCCUUGA